Messenger RNA from Merops nubicus (carmine bee-eater), 848 nucleotides. It is a transcript of the gene MTAP, whose product is annotated as methylthioadenosine phosphorylase. The record is from RefSeq and is a predicted model, not a curated record. Gene Ontology annotation, biological process: nucleoside metabolic process. The transcript is spliced from 7 exons. Gene Ontology annotation, cellular component: cytosol. The annotation marks the transcript as partial. Lineage: Eukaryota; Metazoa; Chordata; Aves; Coraciiformes; Meropidae. Gene Ontology annotation, molecular function: S-methyl-5-thioadenosine phosphorylase activity.
AUCGGAAUUAUUGGUGGAACUGGCCUGGAUGAUCCGGAUAUCUUAGAAGGAAGAACAGAAAAAUAUGUUGAUACUCCUUAUGGCAAGCCUUCUGAUGCUUUGAUAUUGGGAAAGAUAAAAAAUGUGGAUUGUGUGCUGUUGGCAAGACAUGGAAGACAUCACACAAUUAUGCCAUCAAAUGUCAAUUAUCGUGCCAAUAUCUGGGCAUUAAAAGAAGAAAAUUGUUCACAUGUAUUAGUAACUACGGCCUGUGGUUCAUUGCGAGAGGUAAUACAACCUGGAGAUCUUGUAAUUAUUGACCAGUUCAUUGACAGAACAACCAAAAGACAUUGUACCUUAUAUGAUGGACAGCAUUCCAGUCUUUCAGGAGUAUGUCAUAUUCCAAUGGCAGAGCCGUUCUGCACCAAAACCAGAGAGGUUCUUAUUGAGACUGCCAAGAAGCUUGGGCUCCAGUGUCAUUCCAAGGGGACAAUGAUCACUGUUGAAGGCCCACGUUUCAGUUCUCGAGCAGAAAGCCUGAUGUUUCGCAGCUGGGGAGCUGAUGUUAUCAACAUGACCACAGUGCCUGAAGUGAUUCUUGCGAAAGAAGCUGGAAUGAGUUAUGCUAGUAUUGCCAUGGCAACAGAUUAUGACUGCUGGAAAGAACAUGAAGAAGCAGUUUCAGUGGAUAAAGUGUUAAAGACACUGAAAGGGAACGCAAAUAAAGCUACCAGCAUACUCCUGACUGCUAUACCUCAGAUAGGUUCCAUGGAAUGGACCGACACCCUGCACACCCUGAGAACGGCAGUGCAGUGUUCAGUCAUCCUGCCAAAGCAGUAACAACCUGGAUGGACCUUGGCGUUUGGGUC